AUGUGCUCCCACAAGCCCAGACUCAUCAUUCUUGUGAGACAUGGCGAGAGUGCUUCCAAUAAAGACAAGACUGUGAACCAGCACGUACCGAAUCAUUUGAUUCCUUUGACGGAAAAUGGGUGGAAACAAGCCCGGAGAUCUGGCGCUGAACUUAUGCGAUUGCUAAACGUGGAUGACCCCGAGGCGGUUCAAGAGCUGGCAGAAAAUUAUGAAUUCCAAGACGAGAACCGAAAGCCGCUCGAACAGCAUUAUGCCCGCAACAGUAAGGUCCCAGACAGCAAUAUUGUAUUCUACACCUCGCCGUACCGAAGGACACGGGAAACGCUGCGCGGGAUGCUAGACGUCCUGGACGAGUAUAAUGAGCGUAACUGCGGUGUUUCCGCGCGGCAGAACGAUGGGUAUCACCCGCUGGGCAAGAAGCGACAGGCCCACUGGCAGUGUCCGGAGUUCCCGCAUGGAUUUUUCGAAAACCAUGAGUCGCGCGAUUUACUCAACUCGCUCAAGAAAACCGCCUCCCGCAAGACCUUCAUACACUAUCGCGUCAAGGACGAGCCACGGCUGCGUGAGCAAGACUUCGGGAACUUCCAGGAACUCAGCUCCAUGCGCGACGUGAUGAGCAUGCGCGCCAACUACGGCCACUUCUUCUUCCGCUUUCCACAGGGCGAAAGCGCCGCCGACGUCUACGACCGAUGUGCGAGUUUCCAAGAGACCCUCUUUCGCCACUUCAACCAGCAGGAUCGCAAGCCGCGCGACGUCGUGGUGCUUGUGACCCACGGCAUCUACCUGCGGGUCUUUCUCAUGAAGUGGUUCCGCUGGACCUACGAGGAGUUUGAAUCCUUCACCAACGUGCCGAACGGGUCGCUCGUGGUGAUGGAGCUAGACCCAGAGCUCGACCGCUAUGUCUUGCGCACCACCAUGCCCAAGUGGUGCUAG
Lachancea dasiensis is the source of this 933-nucleotide messenger RNA. The record is from the annotation of a GenBank genome assembly. Lineage: Eukaryota; Fungi; Ascomycota; Saccharomycetes; Saccharomycetales; Saccharomycetaceae.